Penicillium malachiteum is the source of this 3060-nucleotide messenger RNA. It is a transcript of the gene nut1, whose product is annotated as putative RNA polymerase II mediator complex subunit Nut1. The transcript has 3 exons. The record is from RefSeq and is a predicted model, not a curated record. Gene Ontology annotation, biological process: regulation of transcription by RNA polymerase II. The coding region runs from base 1 to 3060 and encodes 1019 amino acids. Gene Ontology annotation, molecular function: transcription coregulator activity. NCBI's taxonomy places the organism in Eukaryota, Fungi, Ascomycota, Eurotiomycetes, Eurotiales, Aspergillaceae. Gene Ontology annotation, cellular component: mediator complex.
AUGCUGCCAGACAUGGCAUCUCCCGAAAAGUGGAGGUCCUUCCUCCACCAAUGUUUGGCGCAUCGUGUAGACGUCGACGAAUUCAAAGACCUAUGCAAAUUGAUGCGCGCCCGGUCUCCGGUCAGUGAGGCUGAACUACUUGAUCUACUUUUGGAAAUCCGCGGAGCAUCCAGUAUCACUUGGGAUCCACUCCUCCCCGUUUAUGUGGAUGGGCUUUGCAAGGCUGGUCAGGUUAAGUCUUCGUCGGCUUUGGUCGGCCUUUUGAAGCAUUCUUCUGUUCGCAACAGAGAUGGAAAUAGGAAAGUUUCUACCCUUAUGACCGAUAUUAAGGUCAUUCAGGAUAUCUCGUUUUGUGUCUCUACGGGCUCUAUCCCGCGCACUGUCAAUGAAGCUGCGGAACUCUAUUCCGCAACUGUGGAAUGGGUCUUUGCUGUUUCCAUCUGGCAUAAUAGUUUGGAUCCCUCGCAUCAGGAUGGUGGGCUUAUGAGCUCCCCUGAUGCGGUUUCGUUGGUCGAGGCGCUGGGUGUGCUCCUAGUUGCCUUGUCCGGUGCUGCGAAAGGAUUGGAAAUGCUUUCUACUGACUCUCCAAGAAAUGCUUUGAAAAUUGUGAAACAAAAAUUAGGUCAAGCCCUUUCGGCGUAUAUCCCCUUGUCAGUUGAUGCAUUUGUGCGACAGCGUCUGGAUCAAUUCCAGAAACAGUUCAACUUAUAUGGAGAGCAGAGUUCCAAGUCAAUGGAUCACUAUAUUGAUGGGAUGAAUGUGAAUGCUCUUCAAUUCGAGGCAUCGGUGAUGAAUGGCCCUGUUAUCAACACUAGAGCUGGUCUCUAUAUUUAUUUGAAUUCCAUGCUUGUCGGACGUCCCUUGGUCGAUGACUCUAUGCUCAUCAACUACCUCACAAACCGAUAUGAGGGCCAUCAGGAGAUCCUCGUCGAAGAAAUCAUCACAGCCGCCUUCGAUGUUCUUUCUAACGGUGUACAUCGCAAUGAAUCAAACCGUACGAUGUUCCUCUUCCGCUCGUUCCUCGUGAACAAACUUCCGGCCUUUUUCGCGGCUAUGACCGUUGCCUCCAUGGUCCCGAUAAAUGUGGAGAUGUGUGUCUCACAAGCACUUAGUCGGUUGGACCCUAAUGCCUUCCCGUCAUUUUCCCAGAUGUUCUCGAUGCAAGGCAGUAGCAUUCUUUCAGAUGCUCGCCAGGAGUUCUUAUUCGCUUGUGCAUCUCACAGGUUGAUCGCUGAGUCCAGUAUUGAGCGGCUUUUGGGUGAGAAUCCGAUGCAGACUUUGCCAGUCGGAGGGCCAUAUCAAAAGGAUGACCUUAUUGCUCAGAUCAACAACCACCCCGAGAGGGCGGAUCAAUUGAUCGGGGAGAUCGAGUCCAUGGAAGGGAAUGCGGGCGCCAUCGUUGGCGCGAUCACUGAGGUCAUGUUUAACCUUUGCAACGCGCGAGAAACCAUCGCAUUGAAGAAUAUUUGCAAUGCGCUUUCCCGGCGCCCCCAGGCCCUGGACGUUAUGUUACUUUUCAGAACUACAAAGCAAGUCUUACAACCUCUCUGUGCUCUUCUUGAUUCCUGGAGAUGGGAUGAAGAGCAAAGCGAGAACCAGCCAGUCUACGACGAAUUCGGUGGCAUCUUACUCCUCGUUCUUGCAUUCAAAUAUCGUUAUGAUCUAAGUGCAUCUGAUUUGGGAAUAUCCAACAACGAUUCUUUCUUAUUGAAGCUACUGGACCGGGGCUCUUCCAGUCAGAAGCUUAAUGAGUUAAAUGAAAAGCAGAACAUGGAUCUUAGCGCGUGGAUUGGAGCCUUGUUCAUCGCAGAAGGUAUCAGCGAAGAGACUAUGUCAUCAUGCAGUCCACAGGAGUUCUACCUUCUCGUGGCGACACUAUUCGAUCAAAGUCUCGGAGCAUGCGAAUCAGAGCGAAUGGACUUUGAAACCUUGAAGGGAGGCCUCGAAUACCUCCUUGAACCAUUUCUCCUCCCAUCCCUAGUCCUCGCCUUAACCUGGCUAGGAAAUCACAUCUGGGAAUCUGAAAACGACCCCACAAUCCCAUUAAAAACUCUCCUAUCACUCGUCAAACCGAGCUCCAUCUCCGGCGAAGCACAAACAAUCCACCAAACUGUGCUAAGCAUAACAGCUCGCCCACUGGAAGAACGUCUCAAAGACGUCCGAACCCGCCACCAAUCCCGCUCCGACAUAAAACCCAUCCUGGAUGCCCUAGACCCCUACCUCUCCUUCCGCCGCGUCGGCGCCUGUCACCGCACCGAACUCGACACCUGGGCCGCAACCGCCGUCGGCGGUCUCACAGGAAGUAUCCGAAGUACCUUCCAAUCACUAGUUUUAUGGAGCGCGAAUUCCGAAAUGAACAUGGCACCACACUCCUACUCCCACCGCCAAGUUCUAGCAGGCAUCCGUAUCCUCGGCGCUUCACGUAUCCUCGAGGCACUUCUGGACGAACUCAAGCAACAAUCCGAGGCAGGAAGUGUCGAUCUUGCACUCGACAUCGCAGCAACUAUGAUCUGUGCACCGAUGCCUGAAUCUUUUGCUGUAGAUCAAAACACGUGCCACCCGAUUGAUCCCAGUAAAGAAUCACUUCCUCGAUGCUCGAUUCUUACAUUACGUGAUGCGUUAAGUCUACAGCAUGAGAAUGUUCCUAAGAUUUCCGAAAAAGAUCACCUUCGUGCGGAGAUCAUUGUUCGCCUUUCGAGGAGAGUUCGCUUGCUUAGUGCCGCUCCGUCUCAGGUUUCUAAUAUCGAUGUUAGUAAUAUUAUCCAGAAUAUGGAUCUGGGUGUUGAUGGCCAGGAUCGAAUGGAUCUUGAGCCUUCCGCCGUUGAUGGACAACCCAGUAUCGGAGAUGAGGAUCCGGAUAAUAUUAAUCAAAUGCUUGAUAAUGCCGCUGCUGCUGCGGUUGCGGGUAUGGAUGGAGGUGUCUCGGGUGUGGGACAGGAUAUGGGACUGGAUCAUACGGGCACAGCGGGGAUGGAUGCUAUUGAUGAUGUGCUUAAUGCGGCGGAUAUGGCGGUUGGGAAUCCUGAAUUUUUGGAUUUGGAUAUGGAGGGAAUGUUUUGA